Messenger RNA from Chara braunii, 3270 nucleotides. Lineage: Eukaryota; Viridiplantae; Streptophyta; Charophyceae; Charales; Characeae. The record is from the annotation of a GenBank genome assembly.
AGAGAGAGAGAGAGAGAGAGAGAGAGAGAGAGAGAGAGAGAGCGGGUUUGUGUGUGGUGGUGGGUGUGGCGAUGGCGGGGAGGGGGGCGAGAUCGUCGUCUCCCACUUCCUGUAUUGGGAGGUGGAGAAAUUUAUCGGCAAGUUUUCUAUUGCUGUUGUUUUGCUCGCUCCGUGUGGCGUUUGUCGCCUCCGAUGCGGAUUUCAUCCCCGGUCCCGAGGCGCAGGGUAUGCAGUUCUCCGAAGAGGAAGCUAAUAAACCCGCGGGACCACCAACGAGCCUUGUAAACGACAUUACUCGCGCCAAUGGAAGAACUGGACCCCCUCCACCAACCAACUCUUGGGGAAUCGUUCAGACAAGGAAGACUCAGUUCAUCACUCCAGACAGAAAGAAUUUUUACGUGAAUGGAUAUAAUUCGUGGGGCUUGGCGGGAAGAGGGGGAACUCCGGAGGGAAGACAGCGGGUUAUAAACCUACUCGAUGCUGGUCAAGCAUUGGGCCUCACGGUUGUGCGCAUCAUGGCUGGUAAUCUGGGUGCUUUUGUAGUCCAGAGUGGUCCUUCCAACUUCUCCGAAACAGCAUUGAGGGACUUCGACUGGCUGAUGAACGAGUGUUCCAAGCGGCAGAUUCGUCUGCUGGUUAUGUUUGGCAAUAACUGGAGUAUUAAACUUCAGUACCAAAGCUGGUUACCUGCAAAUGAGAGAGGAACCUCGGAAGACGUUUUCUACACCAACCCCAGAGCAAAAUCCUGGUUCAAGGGACUCCUUAGCAAGGUCAUCACCAGGAACAACACUGUCAAUGGCAUUAAAUACAGUGACGAUCCAACAGUAUUCGGCUGGCAGCUUUUGAAUGAGCCUCGUUGCAACAGCGACAAGACAGGAGCUAGUUUAAUCUCAUGGACAAGUGAAAUGGCCGCCUUUGUGAAAAGCCUAGACAGGAAACACAUGGUAUCCAUUGGCAGCGAGGGUUUCUAUGGCCCCUCUCUCCCGCAGCGCGUUUAUGCCAACUCUGGACCUGGAUGGCCUGCAGAGCAAGGAAAUGACUUCGUUGCUGAACAUCGCGUCGCAAAUAUUGAUUUCGUCACUGUGCAUUUAUAUGCGCAGCUCUGGAUGGGUGAGACAGACGAUGCGAAGUUUGUAUUUGCGGAUAAGUGGCUCAAAGCCCAUCUACAAGAUGGAAGGGGGGGUAUCAAAAAGCCGAUGUUGAUCGAGGAGUUUGGAUGGAUGACAGACAUUCCAAAGCGUGACCUGAUGUUCCGCCAGGUUUUUGCCUACAGUCUCAAUGCCACGAAAGCGGGCUAUAGUGCCGGCACUCUGUUUUGGUCAUUCGAGGACCAUGAUGGCACGUGGAACGUGAACUUCAACACACAUGCUUCAACCUUAAAGAUUGUAAAAGAGCACAGUGACAAUCUUCGGAAGCUGUCAAGAUAAAUAAAGUAAAGCACUCCACUACAGAUGCGUCGAUUGAUACCGGAAUGCGAAUUCGGUUUUCAUUUCGUUAUAAUUAAUCAAGGCGGGACGUGGACGGAAUCGGAAUCAUGUCAUCUCUUUCGAUCACAUGGGAUCGAAUUGGUAAUCGUUAAGCCGCCUCCCCAAGCCUAUCACCCUUACAGUCGUACAAAUACUUUUUGGGGCGGCAAAGGGUAAUCAUGCUCCGUGGAAAAGAAAACGGGUCUUCAUUGGGAUCUCCUCCUUACGUUUUCCAACUCGCACGUGCUGGGUGAGAGGAUGCAAUGAAUUUGGACCUUAAGUAGGUAGUGAGUGAUCUUCAAGGCCAAGAAAGAUCAAAUGCAGCCGGACGAUGACAAUAAAAAAACAGUGAUCGUGAUGAUGAUGAUGAGGAUGAUGAUGAUGAUGAUGAUGAUGAUGAGGAGGAGGAGGAGGAGGAGGAGGAGGAGGAGGAUGGGGAUUAUGGAGGCAUGAUGAUGAUGAUGGGAUGGGUCUAGAGCAAGGAGUGUCCGUCCAUCCGUAAAUCAGAGGGGCUUGGGGAGACAUGAACCUACCAAUGGACCCAGUAGGAACUUCUCCCUCUGGUCCUUUGGGGCUAGAAAGAAAGAAGGGAAUUAUGGUCCUUUGGGGCUAGAAAGAAGGGAAUUAUGGUCCUUUUGGGGCUAGAAAGAAGGGAAUAUCACAAUUAAUAAUCCUUUUUUUUUUUUUUUUUGAACUUCCUAAGAGGAUUGAUAUAUUGCAUAAUAGAAUUUUCACAAAGUUGUAGGUAGGACAUAGGCAUCUUCCUCAAAUAAGUACACUACAUAUUAGGCCCUUGCACGGAGAAAGGAGAUAGGAGAAGGCAACGGUAGUCCCUUGCAAAAUGAAAGGGAACGGGGCCAACGGGGGAGGCACUGGACAAAGGGAAGGUAGUUGAAAAUGGCAGUGAGAGAGGGAGAGAGAGACUGAACCCCCUGGGGUUGUGAAGUAAGUUAUGUUAACUUAUUUAUCCAUGUCGAAUAGUUAUUAAGGAGAUGUUGAGUGAGAAGCGCGAUGGAGAUGUCACGUGAAUUGUUAAGGAGAUGAAUGCAUGCAUGGCAUUAGUGGACAAUGGAUAACUUUCUUUAUUUCUAAUUGUUUUUUUUUCCUUUUUUUAUUUGGGGGAGGAGGGGGGGAGGAGGGGGGGGGGGGGAAGGAAGGGGGGGGGAGGAGGAACUUGAUCAUAAAUCGGAUUGGGGAACAUUGUUAAUAAGAUUUUCAGUUGUUUUCCUUUUAUUUUGUUUUUGAUUGAUAAAUAUAUUUAGAAAAGGGGACAAUGGGGGGAGGGGGGGGGGGGGGGGGGGGGGGGGGGUAAAGAGGGGAGGGGUAGUAGGCCUUGGGGAGUUUCAUUCGAUCUGAUCUCCCAUUCUUCCGUCCUUAGGCUAAUGUUAAAGUUAGUUAAACGUCUAUUGUCGCAGGGUUGUGGAUUCCGUCUAUUGUCGCAGAGUCGUCCAUUUUAUUAAUCAGCCUUCGUUCCUUCAUGAUUAUAGAGCUAUGAGGAAUUUUGUGUCUUUAGGAUAGACAAAGGAUGUAAUGCCAGACGGUAGGAUGUUGUUGACGGUGGAGAGAUCGCUUUUAGCUUGAUUGAAGUUGAUUCACAUCUCUGGAGUUUUUUUCAUAGAAGAGGUGAAGGAUGGCAUUUCUAUCUAGCAGACUAGCUGUUUAAAUGAGCCUUUCACGGGCAUGGAGUUUUGACGAUGGCAUUGUCAUCGAUCAUUGCAUUUUUAUUGAUGAAUUGCAUUGUUAUCGAUGGUUGCGUUUUUAUUGAUGAUUGAUUGCAAUCAUCACAUGUACACCCUUAUUGUCG